Messenger RNA from Anisakis simplex (herring worm), 264 nucleotides. Lineage: Eukaryota; Metazoa; Nematoda; Chromadorea; Rhabditida; Anisakidae. The record is from the annotation of a GenBank genome assembly.
CCUGACAUAUUGCAGUCGGGUCUCACAGGUCCAGCUCUUCGCACUCCUCAUGCGAUCGUCAAUAUCGAGCAGACUGGAACGAAUGAUUACUGGGGACUGCUGUCCACAUUCCCGAUCAAUCAAAUAAUCAAAGCUCGCGUUUAUGAUCUGGAAAUGAUGCUGAAGAAAGUGAUGGAGAUGGAAGCCGAAACAGGUGAAUCUGCUAAAUUCACGUGUAUCGUGAUUAAUGCAUGGUUGAUUGACAGAUCAAAUCAGAUCCUUUGA